CUUCGGACACCAUCACCUCAUAGUUAGUCCAAGAUUUUCCAGUCCUAGGAUCCAUGGAAGCCCAGCCGCCGGAGGAUCCGAUCUCCGACGACCCGGCGACCGGAAAUCGGAGCUACUGGAGAUGGCGGAAGCAGGAUUUCUUCCCGGAGCUCUCCUUCCAAAACCUCUCCUCCUACAAAUCCGCUUUCUCCGACACGUGUCCCCGCCUCGCCGAUCGCCUUCUCUCCCGCUCCUCCGACGCCCACGAGCUCCUCGCUUGUCGCCGCGAGAGCGAGAACCCUAUGCGCCGAUGUCUCACGUGGUGGGACCUCGUCUGGCUCAGCUUCGGCUCCGUCGUCGGCUCCGGCGUUUUCGUCAUCACUGGUCAGGAGGCUCAUGGCGGCGCCGGUCCCGCCGUCGUUCUCUCCUACGCUCUCUCCGGUACCUCCGCUUUGCUCUCCGUCUUGUGUUAUGCUGAAUUUGGAGUUGAAAUUCCUGUCGCCGGAGGUUCCUUCUCGUAUCUUAGGGUUGAAUUGGGGGAUUUCAUCGCGUUUAUCGCUGCUGGGAAUAUUAUGUUAGAGGCCAUUGUUGGUGCUGCUGGGUUGGGGAGGUCGUGGUCUUCGUAUUUGGCUAGUAUGAUCAAGAACGAUUCCGAUUUUUUCAGGAUUAAGAUUGAAUCUUUCGCUAAAGGAUUUGAUCUUUUGGACCCAGUUGCGGUCGCUGUGCUUCUGGUUGCUAAUGGCAUAGCCAUGAGUGGAACGAAGAGGACUUCAUGGUUGAAUGUGAUUGCUUCCAUUGUCACAGUCUGUGUUAUUGCAUUCAUCAUUGUCGUGGGGUUUAUCCAUUCCGAAAAAUCCAAUCUGGUUCCCUUUUUCCCCUAUGGAGCGAAGGGCGUUUUCCAGUCAGCAGCUGUUGUGUACUGGUCUUACACAGGGUUCGAUAUGGUGGCAAACAUGGCUGAAGAAACUGAGAAACCCUCGAGGGAUAUACCAAUUGGUUUGGUGGGUUCGAUGUCUAUGAUCACCGUGGUUUACUGCUUGAUGGCUUUGGCUUUGACCAUGAUGGUGAAAUACACCGAGAUUGAUGUGAACGCUGCUUAUUCAGUUGCUUUCGGCCAAAUCGGGAUGAAAUGGGCCAAGUACUUGGUAGGUAUAUGUGCAUUGAAGGGUAUGACCACAAGUCUGCUGGUAGGAUCUCUAGGCCAAGCUCGGUACACCACUCAGAUUGCCCGGGCUCAUAUGAUCCCUCCGUGGUUUGCAUUGAUUCAUCCGAAAACCGGCACCCCUAUCAAUGCCACUCUUUUGGUAACCAUACUCAGUGCAAUGAUCGCGUUCUUCUCCAGCUUGGACGUCCUGUCCAGUGUUUUCUCCUUUGCUACCCUCUUCAUCUUCAUGCUCGUGGCAGUAGCAUUGCUCGUGAGACGAUACUACGUGAAGAAUGUGACUCCUAAAUCCGAUUUAGCAAAGUUUCUCGGUUAUCUGGGUUUGAUAAUAGGAUCCUCCAUCGGGUUAUCAGCAUUAUGGAAUAUGAACCAGAGGGGAUGGGUUGCUUAUACUGUGGCCGGAGGUUUUUGGCUCGCAGGGACUUUGGGAAUGACUCUGCUUCCGAAGCCUCGUGUUCCAAAGGUCUGGGGGGUGCCAAUGGUUCCAUGGCUGCCGGCACUAUCCAUUGCCAUGAAUCUCUUUCUGAUUGGGUCGUUGGGAUAUAUAGCGAUCUUGAGAUUCAUAAUCUGUACGGCAGUAAUGCUGCUUUACUAUCUGUUCGUCGGCCUACAUGCAACGUAUGAUGUAGCUCAUCAGGCACUGGGAGAAGCAAAAGCACAGGAAGGGAGAUAGAUAAGAGCAUGAAUCUCUACCCUGUUUAGUAAUUUGAUAGAUUUGAUAUUGUUUUCUCAUUUGGCUAUAUCGAGAUGUAAGCUCAUCCGAUUUUUCGGAGCUAUCUGGGUAUUGAUUUUCAAUUCACUAGAUGCUGAUUACACAA
This is a messenger RNA of Tarenaya hassleriana, 1959 nucleotides long. RefSeq names its product cationic amino acid transporter 8, vacuolar. Gene Ontology annotation, cellular component: plasma membrane. The record is from RefSeq and is a predicted model, not a curated record. Gene Ontology annotation, biological process: amino acid transport; transmembrane transport. Bases 54 to 1814 code for a protein of 586 amino acids. The transcript has a single exon. NCBI's taxonomy places the organism in Eukaryota, Viridiplantae, Streptophyta, Magnoliopsida, Brassicales, Cleomaceae. Gene Ontology annotation, molecular function: amino acid transmembrane transporter activity.